Anguilla rostrata (American eel) is the source of this 6840-nucleotide messenger RNA. It is a transcript of the gene slc45a3, whose product is annotated as solute carrier family 45 member 3. The record is from RefSeq and is a predicted model, not a curated record. The transcript has 7 exons. Gene Ontology annotation, biological process: transmembrane transport. Gene Ontology annotation, molecular function: sucrose:proton symporter activity. Gene Ontology annotation, cellular component: membrane. The coding region runs from base 1368 to 3092 and encodes 574 amino acids. Lineage: Eukaryota; Metazoa; Chordata; Actinopteri; Anguilliformes; Anguillidae.
ACAUUCCAAAGCUUUAUGAUGCUGAAAUAAACGUCCUCUCCACUUGUACCUAGGUGGUUUCUCCAUGUUGUAAGUCUGUGUGCUAUACCAAGCUGAACCACAAGGUGCUGCUGUUUUGGCUUAACCACAGUUUACGAGCUGCCCUGUCAUAGUCUGCUAGCUUGUUGACAGCUCUCUUAUCGUCUAACUUUUUUAUCAUUCAGCAGCUCUAAAUGUUUCACUUUUAGGUUUUAACGGUAAAUAUGAAUUAUAUAUAAUAUGGUAAAUAUGAGAUCCCGAGAUGAGUAAGAGCAGUAGCCUACCACUGUUGCUUAGCACAUGCUUUUGUUUUUUUGUCAUCUUGGAUACAUUCCCACAAUGAGUUUAAGUAGUGCUGCUGGGAAAUCUGCCAUGGUAUGGUAAGCAAGUCAUAGACCCAAAUUAAAUGUAACAGGACGAUCUUUAUGCACGUACAUUAAUCUGGAUUAUGCUAUAAAUGUUUUCUAAUAUACUUUCAUUAAGCAUUUAGUCUACUGUACCUUUGUGAAGUAUAUUGCCAUAUCCGGCGCGACAUUGUGCCAUUCUCCAGCUGUAUACUUGACAGAGUAGGCUAGUUAUAAAUAUUUGAAAGCGCAUCUACAGCGUCACUUCUAGUAAACUUAGUCAGAAAUUCAGCCCCGUUCCUAAAUAGCUGCUACGCUACCGUCACCUCGUCUGGCUUCGCUGCACGCCUCUUCUGCAAUGUCGGUUGUCAACACGGAAGAAGUGAAGCUGCUAAGUGUCAGGCACGUUACAUUUUUAGUCGCAGCCGCUAUGAGCAUUUUCUCUUAAAGCUGAACCAUCUCCAUCGUCCUGUCGUUUGCUGAAAUUCUUCUUAAUCCGAACCAUGCGGUUAAAAACUUAAAACCGUCCGUUAAGGAUCUAUAGAGCACGGUAAAUGUUGCAUCUUGAACGUCAGUCCACCUUAGACCUGAGCGUGAUUUGAGACCCUCUACACCCUUCUCGGGAGGCAAGAGAAGUCCAGCACUAGAAUCAGAGGUGGCCCAAGUUCAAAGGCGAGACUGCGCGUCUGCGGGAAAGGAAGGCACGCUCCUGAGAGGCGCUCUGCGCAACGGAACUGAGAGCGUCUGAAGCAGCGGCCUCCGCUCCAGCCAACCCUGGUCCGGGAGAGCUACAGGGGUCUGCUGGUUUUUUGUUUUCACCUUAAAAUCAGCACCCGGUUGAGACACAAGACGAGACCAGCUGGCCGUUGAAGUUGAGGAGAAGCCGUGGGAGUGCAUUCCGGAGAGUGGACAAUCGGCCUUUCGGACACUGUGAGCUUGGGGGUGGUGGGGAGUGUGGAGAGAGAGAGGCGGAGAGUCGGAAACACAGAAGGAGCGCCUUUGGUCAUGUGGACCAGGGUUGCUCAGCUGUUUCUGGUCAACGCUCUGUCCUGUGGCCUGGAGAUAUGCAUGUCCACCGGGACUAUCUACAUACCACCGCUGCUGCUGGAAGCCGGGAUGGAGGAGCGCUUCAUGACCAUGGUCCUGGGUCUGGGCCCGGUGCUGGGGCUGGUGUUCGUGCCCAUGAUCGGCAGCGCCAGCGACCGGUGGAGCGGGCGCUUCGGGCGGCGACGGCCCUUCAUCUGGGCGCUGGGCGCGGGCGUGCUGCUCAGCCUGUGGCUGAUCCCCCGCGCGUCCAGCCUGGCCGCCCUGGUGGCGCCGCGCCGCCGCUGCCUGGAGGUGCUGCUGCUGGUGGCGGGCGUUAGCCUGAUCGAGUUCUGCGGCCAGGCCUGCUUCACGCCGCUGGAGGCCCUGCUGUCGGACCUGUUCCCCGGCGAGGAGGAGAGCCGCCGGGCCUUCUCCGUCUACGCGCUGAUGGUCAGCCUCGGCGGCUGCGUGGGCUACCUGCUGCCCGCCGUCGACUGGAACGCCGGCGCCCUGGCCGACUACGCGGGCGGCCAGCAGGCCUUCAUCUACGCCCUGCUCACCCUCAUCUUCCUCCUCUGCAUGCUGAGCACCGCCUUCAUCUCCGAAGAGCGGGGAGGAGGGGACGUGUCCAAGAAGCGGCCGGCCGCCGCCGCCGUGGGCCCCCCCGCCGCGUGCUGCCUCCGCCCCGCCCCGCCCCAUGCCAAGCACCUGCGCCUGGCCCUGGGGGGGUGCCUCUCCGCACUGCCCCGGCUGUACCGCGCGUACCGCCAGCUGCCCCUGGUCAUCUGGCGCCUCUUCCUGGCCGAGGUGUGCAGCUGGAUGGCGCUCAUGACCUUCCUGCUCUUCUACACGGACUUCGUGGGCGAGGGGCUCUACCAGGGGGUGCCCACCGCCGCCCCGGGCUCUAUGGAGAGGCUGCGCUACGAAGAGGGGAUACGGAUGGGGAGCCUGGGCCUGUUCCUGCAGUGCUCCACCUCGGUGGUCUUCUCCCUGCUGAUGGACCGGCUGGUGCGGUCGGUGGGCAUGAGGGCGGUGUACCUGAGCAGCAUGGCCGUCCUGGCGCUGGCCACCCUGGUGAUGAGCCUCACCCGCAGCCUCCCGCUCGUCACCGUCAUGGCCGCCGCCACCGGCUACACCUUCAGCACCCUGCAGAUCCUGCCCUACACCCUCACCUGCCUCUACCACGCCGACAUGCAGGCAUUUUUCCCUCGUUCCAAUUCACAAGCGACCGAGGACCUAGAAAUAGCAGAGAGGACGUUGAUGCUGCCCCCUGGUGGCAUCAAGCAGCACUGCAGCAAUGGGCAUCCCGGCGGGAUGCCGGGGUUGGGGUCUCCGGCUUCGGGGCUGGCCGCCGCCCCCACGCUGGGCCUGUACGUGUCGCUGCCUCUGGACGUCCCGCUGGCCACGCCCCCCCGCGGGUUACCGUCGGAGCCUCCGCGCGGGAUGGGCCUGGACCUGGCCAUCCUGGACAGCGCCUACCUGCUGUCGCAGCUGCUGCCCUCGCUGCUCCUGGGCUACGUGGUGCAGGUCACCCGCAGCGUGGCCACCUACAUGGCCUGCGCCUCCGCCUUCAGCCUGCUGGCCAUCUGCAUCUCCAGCAGGGUCAUCUUCGACAGGGCCGACCUGGAGCGCCGUGGGGUCGGACCGGACCAGACCCAGGCCCAGGCCCGGGCCCGGAAAGGCUUUCUGGACGAAAGAACUUGAUACGGCAGCGGGGAGUCAGUCCACUAUCGCCCAGUCCAGCACCGAACUAUAUUUCCUUUUUUGAUUUAAAAAAAAAAGAAAGGAAGAAAAGAAGUGGAUUUAGUUGACUGUGCAGUGUUUACAUUACAAAGCUGAAAUUCUUUUGUGUAACAGAUAAGGAAAAGGGUGUGGAAAAGCAGAAGCCAGUGGGAUGGGUUUGCCUGGUGCGCAGCCUUAUUCAGGGAUCUCGGACAGAGCUGGGCUCUCUCUCCGUUAGGAAAUAUCUUUCUCUCAGGGAUAUGACAUCAUGGCGACACCUCUGGUUCGAACCCAUCCGGAACCUGGAGUUCGGAGCGUACUACACUGUCUACACGCCAUUGCAGAAGCCUGCUUAAAAAAACAUGCCCUCAUAGAUAUAACUUUUUUUUGGCAGUAAAGCAAGUGCGAUGUUUGGACGUUAUAGGAGCACUAUAUCAUUUUAAAAAUGUGGAAUAUGACACAUUAAUCUCUCCAAAUUUGGAGACAUCAUCGUGUUGGAGGGAGGGUCGUGGGGCAGGAUAAAGCUAAAAUAUUUGCUCUCAGGGACUGUGACAGCAGGAAAUGGCACGUAUUUUCUGCUUGUACGAGCAGUUCACUAUCACCAACUUUUUUUUGCAACUUUCUGGUUUCCCCAAAAAGCUGCAUGACUCAUUUUGAGGUGACCAUCGCUGAUGAGUGGUUAAAUGGAUGCUGGUCUUAACCCACGGAAGAGCAGGCCCUUUUGAAUGCUUUUCAAAAUUCUGAGUCAGUGUUCUAGAACCCCAUCGCUUUCCGUUACCAGCAGUGAUUGUGAGACAUCAGCAUUAGAAUGUUCUGUAACAAACAUUCAAAUGACAUAUUUGUGAUCUUACACCCUCAGCUAGAUCUAGUCUUUCAUAAGUUUCACCGAAGCCAGGUACGCUCUCUGCAAUAUUGUGUGCAUUUUGUAGCUUUCCGUUGAAGUCUGUGUAGUUAUCCUUUACAAUGCUUGCCAAAAAUUGUUUAGUGUAUUGAAUGCAGCCAAUAACUGCCUCAGGAACUAUCCAGUUGCACAAAAAGAUGAUGCGUAAAAUGAAAGACAUGUAGGCCUAAAUCUUACUGUAAAGGGUGUCGGUCUGCCGAGCUCAUGAUGUACAAUGAAAGGUGAAACGGUAAGCGCUGCUGAACACUGCUGUACAUUUCUCCAUUGAGAGGGUUUCUGCCUGACUGACAGGACCAGGGUUCAAUAAGAGUGGUCGUGUGUUUUUUUUUUUUUUUUUAAUUUAUCUUUAGUUAUGCUGCUUUUCUCAAUGAUCAUGAACUCUCCUAUCAUGAACUCUCCUAUUUGUAAGAGAGAGAGAGAGAGGUCCGUUACGAUUGAUUGAGGGGUAGGGUGAAGUGAAUACAUGUGCUGUAGCACAAUCCAUCAACAUUUACAUUACGAUUUACAUUUAGGAAUAUAGCCAACGCUCUUGUGCAGAGUGACUUACGUAAGCGCGCCCAUACAGGUUUAGCUAACAAACAGCGCUGACGAUAAGUCAUCAGACUCACAACUGGCGAGCUUGAUAAGGGGGCCAGUCCAUUAUCACACACACACACACACAAUAUUUGUAUAUGCAGUAAAAUGUUUUACACGUAGAAGCCAGUGUGCCUCUCAUCAUAGCCCACAGCUGCAUCUGAACAUAUCUGCUUCAGAUGGCGAUCGCGGUACACUGACGGAAAUGUUCCUGAAUUUCGUACAAAUUAAUACAGCACGAGAAGCGCUUUCGCCCGCUCACGUUCCUCGUCUGGUUAUUUAUUAAUAACGCAGCGAAAGUUUAACGUCUGCAACCUCUCCCUCGACUGGCUUCCUCUGAAUUUUCAUUGGUCUGUAAAUGCAGUUAUGAAUGCGCUGUUGUGGGUGUAAUGGCUUUACUGUCUCAGGAGUGCCUUUGGUAAAUCUCAGAGAAGGGUAUUAUCAUUAUGCAUCUUUUUUUAUAGACUGAGGUAAGAAACUAACUACUGCAUCGAAGCAGGCUUUUAAAAUUAUAAACAAAUGAAAGGAUUACUGUAGAAGGAAAUACAACCAAAGUCAAAGUGCCAAAGUGAUCCAUAAGCAAUAAAUGAUGAGGUCAUUGGAGAGGCUGAAAAUUUUAUACUGCUGCUAGCCAAAUGUGGUGAUGCAAUCAUAUGAUAUUUCAGCUGUUCAGGUGACGUAAUGCCUUAUAUAGUAUGACUGCUGUUUGAAACAACAAGGCCUAGUCAAGCCUGGCAAUCAAACAAAGUUAACCAAACCAUCUGAAAGGGUAGAUAGCUCAUAAAAUUAUUGAAUGAUGAAGAUUAUUUGUUAUUUGUGUGUGUGUUGUAUGUGGCAGCUAGGGUAUGAAAUGUGCAAAACUGUGUAUUGAUGAUGAGAUGUCACUGGUUCUAAGAAGUGCAUGCAUGUAGUUCGUAAAAGUCAACUGUAGUAUUUUAUGACUUAUCUGAAAGUGCUCAAUCUUUUUGUGAAGAUUUCUCAUCGAAUGGGUCAAAGUGAACUUUUGACUGCUUAUUUUUUUUUUAAAUAAGGAGCUACUGUUUAAGAGAAUGUUCUCAGUGUCAGAGGUACAUAAGGGAAAAAAAUUCAAACAAUUUCAAGUUAUCAAAUGCUUUUAAACAGCUCCAUGACUUUUUGUCCUUGCCACUAUUUUUAAAAUAACCUUUUUGUACAAUCUCAACACGAAGGACAUUUGGACCAAAUGUACUGGCAGUUGUUUGCAAGUGGAGUAAUAUUGCCUGUGAGCCAUAAACACUCAAUGAUUCUGUGAAAAUGGCGUAACAGGAAGAGGUGGCCACUGCUCAUGGUGCACACGGCCCCUCAUUCCAUGUAGAGUCAUUUGAAUAUUAAUUAAAUCUAUUCUGAGACGUGCUCAGUAGCUCGCCUUUCUUCACGUAGCUGAACUCCGUUUGCACAGUUGCAGAAUUGCAUUUUUUUAAUCAAUCAUUUUCAUUACUUAUGUCUAAUAAAAUCAGGGACUUUGUUUAUUGUUCUUUGCUCUUCUGAAAAACGUUUAUAUUUCAAUGUAGUUUAUGUUUCAAAUUAAUGCUUAAAGAUUAUUAAAAAAUAAUAAUAAUAUAUUAACAUAAUGGUCAACUGUGAAGAGGAAGGAAUAUUCAUUAACAUUUCUGAAUGUGCCUCAUCAGGGUCAAUAUGACAUAUAAAAACCAAAGCCACUUGGGUCUUCAAAGACUGUGUUUGUGAGCAAAAGAUCUGUUUAUAUCCAGUUUGUGAAUGUGCCACAAUGCCCCAUAUAUGUUUAACACUGACAGUCUGGGAAAAGUUUCUUGCAAACUUUUUUAUUUAUGAUUUUAUUUUUGUAUUGUUUUAAGGCUGCUUCUGUAUUUAUUUGGGCAUAUUUACCAAAUCUGUGUUUUAUGAUCUAUUAACAUGUGAAAUCUAUUAAUUUCAUAUUCAGUCAAGCAGAAGUUUAUGGGUGGUCAGUUGUGUUUUCAUUGCUGUCACGGAGAACAUCUCAGUGUUUUUGGCCGCCAGUGACACUUUGGCCACCAGAUGGCGCUCAAAGCAGGGCUCUUGACUUUCUGGGUCAGCGCUAGCUUUAUUUGCUUAGCAUUUCUAGGACACUGUUUUGAGUGGAAAAAAUGUUUGCCACAUGUGUUCAUUUAUACGUUAUCCAUUUAUCUCUCGGUAUGUUGUACCUGUGAAUACGUGCGUUAGUAAUGCACACACAUUCCACAGCCCUUGUAAUAGGUGUAAUAUGUUGAGAGAAAAUAAAUAUAAUCUUCAUUUGUAGGA